Messenger RNA from Meloidogyne enterolobii, 266 nucleotides. The record is from the annotation of a GenBank genome assembly. NCBI's taxonomy places the organism in Eukaryota, Metazoa, Nematoda, Chromadorea, Rhabditida, Meloidogynidae.
UCUCAGAUGAAUUAUCUCCUAAAGCUAAAGAAAUUAUUAGAACCGAACAAGAAAGAUACACCAAAAUGCUUUUACAGUUAGAGCAAAACAGGCAUGGACAAGGUCCUGGAGCCCUUCGAUAUUCUCAACUUCUUGAGUUAAUGAUGGAAGUAAUUUAUUCCUCAAAGAAUUCUUUUAAUAUGAUUAUAUUAUUAAAUCUACUUCAAAAAAAUGAAAUUAAGUGUAUAUGGCCUAAUGCGCUACUUUCCCAGAAUGUUAAAUUUUAA